AACUGUAAUUUGGAUGCUGGUUGCCUAUCCUUUUGGAAAUUCCCUCCACAGAGCUUAGAAGGUCACAUUUCUUUUUUGCCUCCUCUAUCAACUUGGUUCGGUUUCUCAGUUGCACUUCAACUGUAAGGACGGCUAUCUCUGAUUGAUCAUGAUGGGUUUCCUUUGGUAGCUACGCUUCUUAUUCCUGUUAUCAAAGGGGCUUUGAUGGGUACUGUUGUUGAAGACGACGAGUCAUAUACUAAGCCCCUAGGAAGAUGGCCAGUUUUCUAUUAUGGCACGGGACACAUGCUUAAUGACAUAACUGCUGCUUGUUGGUUUACCUACCUAUUAUUGUUCUUGACGGAUAUUGGAUUUUCACCUAGGAAUGCAGCUAUUGUGAUGCUUUCUGGUCAGGUGGCUGAUGGAUUUUCUACCAUCUUUGCUGGUGAACUGAUGGACAGAUUUGGACAUUUCAAGAUAUGGCAUGGUGCAGGAUCUUUGUUGGUGGCUGUUUCAUUUUCUUCUGUUUUUGGGAACUGUCUACCAUGCAAACUCCUUGGCUCCAGUUCAUCAAUAUUUCAAACUGUGAAUUACAGUGUGUUUGCUGCAAUCUUCAAUGUGGGCUGGGCUGCUACUCAGGUGUCCCACAUGUCCAUGAUUAGUUGCAUCACUCUAAACUCUUCAAGCAGGGUGGCAUUGGCUAGCUGUCGCAAUGCAUUUACCAUGGUUGCCAAUCUCAGCCUGUAUGUAAUUGCAUUCGUGGUAUUCAAUGUCAAUACUGUAAGAACAUAUGUUGAUGUUGAGAAUGAGUACCGCUGGAUUGCAUAUUUGUCAAUUUUUAUUGGAUGCUGCUUUGUGGGCAUAUUUCUUAUUGCAACCAAAGAGCCCAGGUUGAAAGUUGGGGUACAAGGAAAGGUUCACGCAAGGAUUUCAUGGGUUUACUGGUUUAAGAGAGUUUUAUAUUAUCAAGUUGCUCUUGUUUAUGUCCUCACAAGAUUAAUUGUCAACGUGUCGCAGGCAUACCUUGCAUUCUUUGUCAUCAAUGAUCUACAAAUGGGCCAAUCAGCCAAAGCUGUGGUUCCUGCUAUCAUCUACAUCUGCAGCUUCAUCGUAUCUAUUCUUUUACAGGAGAUUGCAUGGACUGGCCCACGUCUUAAGGCCUAUUACUCUGCUGGAGGCAUUCUUUGGAUGCUUUGUGGCCUAGUGGUUCUUCUUUUACCCAGACAUAUGAGUUAUGCCAUGUACAUAGCAUCAGUAUUUAUGGGCAUAGCAAAUGCACUGAUCAUGGUGACUGGAGUAAGCAUGCAAAAUUUUCUCAUUGGAGAGGAUCUUAAUGGCUGUGCAUUUGUUUGUGGAUCACUGAGCUUCUUGGACAAAAUGUCAUGUGGGAUUGCUUUAUAUAUUCUUCAGUCUUAUCAAAAUUCCUCCCCUCAACUUCAAGGAAUGCAAUUCCCCGUGUCAAUCACAAGAUUUGGUUUGGGACUCGUUCCAGCAAUUUGUUCACUGGUUGGACUUAUAGUCACUUUCACUAUGGAUCUUCACCCUCGUCCCAGGCCUUUGUUGGAGCCCUUGUUAGUAUAGUCCUCCAAUGUCCAUGAAGAUUUUAGCAUCAUUCUGCUUCACUUGACUGAUAUAUCAGGUGGCGCAAAGGCACUAUACAUUGAAGCCAUCGAGAAAUUAUUCAUUUUUUUUAGCAAGAUAUUUAUAUCUAUUGAAUCUCCGCUAAUUUGUCUGAAAAAUAUGAAUGUAUAUAUGUAAGCUCUCCAAAUGUUAUUCAAAGAAAAGUGCUCUCACUGUUUCAUAUAGAUAGUUUGUACCUGAAGGUCUCAAAUUGAAAAAAUAGUCACAGGAAGUUUGUAAUAUUUUGACAUUCAACACCACGUUGAAGUCUUAAGGAAGGGAGAAAGAUGAUUGCUCUGCAUUUUCUGGGUUAUUUCUCAAGAUCCUUAGCAGAAAGUUAUAGUUCUAAUAGACAAUCUUGCUGAUUAAGUUAUAUGAUGUAGGAUCUUUGGUUUGUGCUGUGCGUGUGUAAAGUGAUGAACAAGGUAAAUGAAUGGGUAAUGAUGAUUCUUCAUGAGAGUUACUUGUCA
Messenger RNA from Prosopis cineraria, 2069 nucleotides. RefSeq lists its product as uncharacterized. The record is from RefSeq and is a predicted model, not a curated record. The coding region runs from base 205 to 1560 and encodes 451 amino acids. Gene Ontology annotation, cellular component: membrane. Gene Ontology annotation, biological process: carbohydrate transport. Gene Ontology annotation, molecular function: symporter activity. Lineage: Eukaryota; Viridiplantae; Streptophyta; Magnoliopsida; Fabales; Fabaceae. The transcript is spliced from 13 exons.